Messenger RNA from Ilex paraguariensis (yerba mate), 869 nucleotides. The record is from the annotation of a GenBank genome assembly. Lineage: Eukaryota; Viridiplantae; Streptophyta; Magnoliopsida; Aquifoliales; Aquifoliaceae.
AACGAUAAGUCCUACUUUUUGUCCAUCUUUAACCAUCUUUAACAUUAUAAAUAGGUUUCGUGGUAUGAAGUUCAAACUCUCCAGCCUCCUUUCCCCAUUUGCAACACCACCCAUCUAUCAUUCCAUUUUUGCCAUAUAUCCAAACUCUAAAAAUGCCAACAUAUGACCUACCACCCCCACAGUCCUCAACGAUUUCCCUACCUCGAUCAUUUUCAUCACCCGUGGUACCUUCUCCUCCAAUGAACACCAAAGCCGCCAAUCCAACCUUGCCUGAACUGCCAGAAAACUCGGUUCUCGUCUCGAUACCCAUCAAUACACCAUCCGAUCACCCAAGAGACAUCGCACCACCGGUCGUGCAAGAUUCAUGUACUGCCGGAGAAGAAACAAGAAACACUGAGAUGAAAAUUUCAACUCCAGCAUAUCGAAGGUCGGCCUCAGAAAGACUUCCUAUAAAUACCGUCAACACGAACCAGACUCAGAAGGUGAAUCCCGUUGUUCAACUCCUCCGGGAUCAAGAAUUGGGUAAAACAGUGCUUGGUUUUGUCGUGCCACUGACAACUGGUUUCCUUUCAGCCUAUGCCAAGGAUUCCCAUUCAUCGGUGCGGCUUUUAACAGUUCUGCCACUAUGCAUAGGGCUCACAGCAUUGUGGAAUGGUCUCCUGCUUCGCACUACCUUCCAUAGAUUUUCAAUCGCACUCGAACAAAUCGGAGCCGGGUGUAUUCUGUUUGCGUUUUUUGGGGUGAUGGGAUCAUUUCUUCCUCCACAGGUUUCUUGGGCUUCCUGGGUAUGUUUUGUUCUUUCGCUUUUACCAUUUAUCUUGGGGUACCUUCCUGUUAGAUGGGGCUCCUCUGAUGAACUGAGAGGCUAA